Messenger RNA from Yarrowia lipolytica CLIB122, 1647 nucleotides. RefSeq lists its product as uncharacterized. Gene Ontology annotation, biological process: mRNA splicing, via spliceosome. The record is from RefSeq and is a predicted model, not a curated record. Gene Ontology annotation, cellular component: spliceosomal complex. Gene Ontology annotation, molecular function: zinc ion binding; RNA binding. Lineage: Eukaryota; Fungi; Ascomycota; Dipodascomycetes; Dipodascales.
AUGACAACCAGAGCUGCUCUGGAGGAAAUGGAGGUGAUCGAGGCCGGUAUUGCCGAGCGACUGGCCUUCAACCCGCUCAUUCUGCCUCCUUCACAGGCCCUGACCCCCAACUCACCUCUCCAACCGAGACUACAGAAGCUGAAAAAUGUGCCCUUCACACGACAAGUAGGCACCCCCACAACCCACAGGCAGACAGUGCUGCGCCAGCACGAGAUUGCCACGAUGCUGGAUACGUACCAGAAGCUGGCUCGACGGCUCAAGGCCGAACUCGACGCCCCCAGAGGCAAAUCUGGGUCUCGAAAUCUGUCUUCCAAGGAACUCAAAGGCGUCAUGACGGACUUUUACGCCAAAAUCGACAAGAUCAAACAGACACUGGUGCCCGGAGAACAAGCUCAAGAUAUGUACGCCAACUACACUCUCAAACGACCGGCUCUAGACGUGUUUGAAGACGACGGAGAACAGGAGGAGAGCGUUAUGAGCCAGGCUGAGAGCAACACGCUUCCCUCAGGCAUUUUCAACACAGCUCGAAAGAUCAAUUUUGGCCAGAAAUACACAGACGCCGAAAACUCGGGCAGAUACCUCGACAUGACCCCUCUAUACAUUGAAUACCAGCAGCAGAGAAUGGGUCAUGUGGGAUACAUUGGAUUCAUCAAAUCCUUUUACAACGUCGACAUUUAUGACCCCCAGACGUGUGCGGCUCUGGGCAAAAAGUACCCUGUGUUCCUCGAGUCCAUCGUCUCGUAUUUGGAGUCGUUUAUCACCAAGAAGCACAUUCUGGAGGACCCUCAGAAGACGAUUGACUCGAUUCGAAAGUCAAUAAAAGUGACUGAUUCCAAGCAGGACAAGGAGGAGAACCCUGAGUUGUUCUGUAAGUUCUGUGACAAACAGUUCACCAACCAGGCUGUCUACGACAACCAUUUGCCUGGAAAGAAGCAUAAGAAGGCCGUUGCCCGAGCUGAGAGUGGUGAAACCCCUACACCUACAUCUGCUCCCAAGGCUUCUACUGCAGCCGCUCGGACUCCUGAGACGAUUUUGGCCCAUCUGGAAGAACUGGCUGAAUUCCUGAAGUCGACUAUUGACAGCACCGUUGCCAAUUUGGAACGGAAGCAAGCGCUGACUAAUUCCGAGAGACAGGCUGAAAUCGCGGCUCAGCAGGACCAGGACCGUCUUACUGACGAAAACCUCAGAUACGGACAGCAGAGCGAUGGCUCCCCCUGGUCCAAGAAACAAAAGACUGGAGAUGAAGAUGACGAAGACGAAGAUGAGGUCAUCUCCAACCCUCUCAAGCUGCCUCUUGGGUGGGACGGAAAACCCAUUCCUUUCUGGCUGUAUAAGUUGCAUGGUUUGGGAAUUGAGUACACAUGUGAGAUCUGUGGAAAUACCACCUACCGGGGCCGAAAGAUCUUUGACAAGCACUUUUCCACACCCAGACACAUCUUUGGACUCCGAUGUCUUGGUAUCGAGCCGUCUCAGGCAUUUAAAGGCAUCACCAAGAUUGAGGAGGCCAAUGCAUUGUGGGACCGAAUGAAGAAACAGCUCAAGACGGUGGAGACUCGAGAAGAAAACAUUGUCGAGGUGGAGGAUAGCGAUGGAAACGCCAUGAGUGAGAAGACCUACGAGGAUCUCAAGCGUCAGGGAUUGUUGUAG